Phytophthora nicotianae INRA-310 is the source of this 843-nucleotide messenger RNA. RefSeq lists its product as hypothetical. Lineage: Eukaryota; Oomycota; Peronosporomycetes; Peronosporales; Peronosporaceae. The record is from RefSeq and is a predicted model, not a curated record. Gene Ontology annotation, molecular function: cysteine-type endopeptidase inhibitor activity. The transcript has 2 exons. Bases 1 to 843 code for a protein of 280 amino acids.
AUGCGUGCAACUCUCUCCCUCCUGGUGGCCGUCCCCGCGCUCGCAGCGGCGCGCAACGUCGUUACUAUCGGCAUGACUGGUAGUUGGCACUCUGCCAACGUGACGGAGGACAACACAAAGCUGCUAGACACUGCUCUGAGUGGCAGCAGCUACUCCAAGUCGGUAGGCGACAAACGCGUGUGCUUCACUGAGGUGACGUCGCUGGAGACGCAAGUCGUGGCCGGUACCAACUACCGCUUCCACAUCAGCGGCUGCGACGUCACGGACUCAGACGGCGAGUGCUCGGCGUCCACUUUGUCGUCUUGCGAGCUAUCAGACUUCGUGGUGCAGAUCUUCGAGCAGUCGUGGACCAGCACUCUUAAGGUCACAAGCAUCAAGGCCGAGGAGGCGGCGACGACGACGCAAUCUUCCACCUCUACUUCGUCCUCUGCCUCUAGCAGCGGAGAGAGAAUGGUCCAGAGCGCCGUGCAGCAAACUCUGUCGGAGAAUGAGAAGAAGGAGGUGGACGCGUGGAUUCAAGCCAAUGGACUCAAUCAGUAUGGCGACGCAGCAACGAGGAUGUACACGGGAGGUACCCCGCUGUUUGAUGAGAAUACGGGAAAGACUAAAGACCGCUACGCCUACAUUUUAAGCCACCACCCAGAGCGCCCGUGGCAGGAGACGGCGAUGAAUUUUGCAGUGGAAAAGGGGGUGGAUGAGACACAGGGCCAGGGAUCCGUUGCCGGUGUGUUCGCUAUGUUGGGCGUGUUCACUGUGGUGCUGGCUGGUGUGGCGGUUCUAAAGAUGCACCAGGGACGUCGUGACCGCGUCCGCUACAACCCCAUUCACACUCGCGAGAAGUAA